AUGCAGGAACUUUCAUUUACUGCAAAUAGAUUCAAGGCAAAACAGUCGCCACUGACCGAUGAACACCCAACUCCAACUGAUGUUCCUCAAAAACAAGGGAUCAGUUGUAAAGAUAACAUUCUAUUCGAUUCGGAAUACUACACAUUGAGCAAUGAGUAUAAAUCAAUUCCUAAAUUGGACGAAUUUGAGACGAUACUAGACUUAAAAGCUGUCUCUCCUUUAGUGUCAGUUCUAACUACAAACUCUAGAAUUCUUGUUUAUAACCAUGAAAGCUGCAGUUCUGUUACUCAUACAUUUGAAAUUCCUUACUCCCCGAACUCGUAUAACCUCAUGCCUCUUUCCGCUAUUAUUUCCAAUCCAUUGAAUGCACUAAAGCCUGAUUUAGUCGUUAUUGACCCUAUUUCUGGUGAGUUCCAGUUUUUUGAAUCUAUCAAGUUAGUGCCAUCUUUGAGUGUCUUACAAAACGUUGUGAAGGAUAGAAUAACCCUUUACAAUGCUGAAUUUUUAACUGGUGUUCAGCUGUUCCAAGAAAAUAGUAUUCUUGUCACGACUUCGCAGAAAAGGGUCAUUGAGGUAACAUUCAAGGAUCAGUUAGGUAAUGUUUCCAUAAAACUCAACCAAGUUUACAAUAAUAGGCCCUUAAUCAGCUCAAUACUUUCUAAGACACACAGUAUUAGCGAGAUUGAAAACUCUAGUCAUAUUGUUAGCAUUAAAACAUAUGAUGCCUCGCCAAUAAUGAAAUCCAUAAUUGUCCUUGAGUCUACAGGCCGUGUUGUUUUCAUUAACCAUUUGAAAGGUAGUUCUUCAUUCAACUUGGUUGCACAGCAUGACAUGGAGCUAAUUUUGUCCAACGUGGGUCUCAGAUUUUUAGAUUUUGAAUUCCUAAAAAAUAGCAAAAUUGGUGUAUUUUUAACGAUUGAUCUGAAAGAAAAUAAUCUAGUAUCAAAUGUUUUCUAUUUUGAGAAUUCACAUUCAGUACCGAAUAUGAUAAGUAAUAAAAGUGUUCCCUGUCUUAGCCUGGAUGAAGAAAUCAUUGAUCCAAAGGUAUUUUCCUUUAACCUUGAAAAGACCUUGUUAGUGAAAAAUGAUAAGAAGCUAAUUAUAUUCGAUCCAAAUUUUGAAAACUUGGCUAGCCCUUGGGUAGAAGUUUUGGCUUUGAAUCAUUCCUUGAUCAUUUAUUCUGCAGAAAAGCUUCCGGGUUUGAAUGAUAAGUUGUUUUUGGCUACAAAUGAAGGCCUACUUACUUUCUCCUUCAAAGAGUCAGGGAAAUCUGGUGACAUCAAUGGAUUUUUGAAAGAACAUAUUAACCAGUAUCUUCAAUAUAAUAAAAGUGAUGGACCAUUGAUCUUUGACCUGAAAGAAACUUCUUUAGCGAUUGCUACUACAAAUAUUAGAGACGUUCUUUCCGAAAUAUAUGAUGAGUUGCUUGAAAAUAAAUCUAAUGCUUCUGGUUUUAGAAGCUUUGCAGAUAGUAAUCUUGAAAGAAGAGUUUUUUUGGUGAAAAACUUGACUGCUUACACCCAACGAAAUUAUGAUAUACAGAAUGAUGAAGUACUAAGAACUAAAAUAUUGAAAUCCUGUGAGCUUCUUGCCCUAGCCAAGAACUUUCUUCACUUGAAUACGAAUUAUAGCCUGAUUAAUGAUAGUGAUAUGCUAGAUCAUUUAAAGAUUGGAGUUCCUCUUACUGAUUACCUCCAAAAUAACACCAAAAAUGUCUUGACUCUCAUUUCAAAAUACGUUAAUUACAUUUUAAACUCGGGUACAGAGAACCAAGUGAUUCAACUUUCAUCUCUUUUGAAAGAAUUAUUUAUAAACUCUAUUAUAAAACUUGAUGAUGAUGUCAAGCAGUUAUUAGGGGGUAGUAGUUUGUCCAGUGUUUUUGUGGAUCAUUUUGAAUUAAUAAAUAAUGUCAAUGUCAUCACUAGAAAGAUUUACAAUUUGGCAAGUGAGACAACCGAUGAAAAUGUUCUAGCUGGCUAUAACCAAACUUUGAUUGGGCUAUCAUGUUUUUUGUAUUACUCAGUGAACGAAAUUGUUGAAUAUCUUUCUACAAGAGGAGGUUCAGCUCUUGUGUUGUUUGACGAGCUGCUAACUAAGGAAAAGGAUAAAUGGGUUCAUGUGUUUGUUGUAAUGAAAAAACAAAGAGACAUUUUGCCACUGGUCAAUAAAUAUAAAGACUUUGCCGGUCUCUCGGCACUCUUAGAAAGUAUGAGGGAAGACAUUCAAACAUUAUUUGAAAGCGAGGAAAUAUCAGAAAUUGAGUUUGCUAACAUGGCUACAGAUGUUGAGAUAGAAUUCGAUAGAUAUUUCGAGUAUUAUGGAUAUGAGUUUGCUGAAGCUUUGUUUUCUUAUUAUAAGCAAAAUCACAAGGUCAAUAUAAUGCUACAAAAUUUUGAUAAGCACUCAGUGCAUCUAGAAAGAUUUCUUGAGUCUGAUUUGAGUAAUUAUAGUUUUGGCUGGAUCCAUGAUAUCAUGAAUCACAAGGUAGGAAAUGUCUCCAAUAAAAUGAUAGAGGUGGCUUUGGAAUAUUCGACUUCUUUGCGGGAAAAGAAAUUCCAAUCAAGUCUAGGAAAAUUAGCCACUGUGUUACAAAUGAAUAAUUCUUCGGAGCAGAAUAGCAAUAACCUGAUGGAUUGCUAUAAUGCAAACCUUUCUAUUACAGAUGUCCAAGAAUGUAUAUACUACUGCAUGCAAGAAUUAGGAAUGUUUUCAAACAGUCAUGCUUUAGAUGCUUUGAUUGAUUCACCGUAUAUUCGGUCCAACAAUUUCAACGAAUUUCGUGAAAGAUUGAAGGAAAUUUAUUUUAAACUAGAACGUAAAGGAUCUCUUGACAUACUUGAGAUCGUUGAUUUUGUCUCACUUGGAUGUUUUCAACCAAACAUUUUAACAAAUGAGGUUCCUAAAAAUGGGGGAUGUGAUUCUACGGGUAGAAUAGUUUUGGAAAUAUACUGCAAAACUCUACAUUUAUUAAAAACCUUAACUAACUGUGGUAACAUCAGCUUGAUAGUUGGUUCUCUCUCUAUGUCAGUUUUAUUGAAGUUGUUUCUGAAGCGUAUUUUUAUGAACCGAGAUUACGUUCCCUUGGAACAAAUCGUGCUUGAGCUGGAAAAAGAGAGUCUAAAUAUCUCUUUUAAUGACCAUUCUUUGAUGUUGUCUGAGGAUGAAAUAUACACACUUCAACGCAGGAGUAAUAGCCAAAUAAAAGACUACGAAAAAGAAAAUAGAGUGUCCAUCUCAUAA
This is a messenger RNA of Pichia kudriavzevii, 3240 nucleotides long. RefSeq lists its product as uncharacterized. NCBI's taxonomy places the organism in Eukaryota, Fungi, Ascomycota, Pichiomycetes, Pichiales, Pichiaceae. The record is from RefSeq and is a predicted model, not a curated record. The transcript has a single exon. Gene Ontology annotation, biological process: protein import into nucleus; transcription-dependent tethering of RNA polymerase II gene DNA at nuclear periphery; poly(A)+ mRNA export from nucleus. Bases 1 to 3240 code for a protein of 1079 amino acids. Gene Ontology annotation, cellular component: nuclear pore outer ring. Gene Ontology annotation, molecular function: structural constituent of nuclear pore; protein binding.